GACGUUUACGAUCCGCUCCUUUCGUUUCUACAGCACUAAAAACCGUAAACGUCAACAUUUGAUAAUAAUUUAGAUAUGUGCUCUGAAAAAAAUGAAUUCUAGUGAAGGUAUGGUAAAAAGGCGCAAUGUGACGCGUGAGAAUAUCGAAGGGUCACCAAAAGAAGCCAACGAUGAACGAAAACCUAGCAGAGAGGAGGAGGUGGAGGAUGGAGACUCCAAGGAAACAAGAUUAACAUUAAUGGAAGAGGUGUUACUGCUAGGAUUAAAAGAUAAAGAAGGCUAUACCUCGUUUUGGAAUGACUGUAUCUCAAGUGGCCUUAGGGGUUGUAUACUCAUUGAGCUUGGCUUAAGAGGGAGGGUGGAACUUGAACGAAAUGGUAUGAGAAAAAGGAGUCUUCUUGCCCGCAAACUCAUAGUAAAGAGUGACACUCCAGUAGGAGAUGUCUUGCUUGAUGAAGCACUUAAGCACCUAAAAGAAACUGAUCCCCCGGAAAGUGUUCAAAGUUGGAUAGAAUACCUUAGUGGUGAGACAUGGAACCCCUUAAAGCUAAGAUAUCAGUUGAAGAAUGUCAGAGAAAGGCUAGCAAAAAAUUUAGUUGAGAAAGGUGUGCUCACUACAGAAAAGCAAAACUUUUUAUUCUUUGACAUGACUACCCAUCCGCUUACUGAUAAUAUUACCAAAACCAGACUUAUAAAGAAGAUACAGGAUGCAGUUCUUACUAAAUGGGUGAACAACCCACAUCACAUGGACAAAAGAAUGUUGGCCCUAAUAUUUCUUGCCCAUGCUAGUGAUGUGCUUGAAAAUGCUUUUGCUCCCCUUAAUGAUGAUGAUUAUGAACUAGCAACUAAAAGACUAAGGAAACUGCUUGAUUUAAACUUUGAGGAAGAAGCCAAUAAACCCAACACUUGUGAGGUAUUGUGGGCCGUUUUUGCUGCUUUUACCAAGUAAUACUUUGUUUUUACUGUAACAGGUUUUCUUUUAUUGUAACUUUGUAUAUUUUUCUCUUUAAUUUUUAUUCUUAUUGUUAAUAGAUUUGUGACUUUUGUCAAAAUUCUUAUUUUUAAACAGAUAAGGUUUUUCGCAAAUUUCAAAUAUGAUUUUAAGCAAAAGGGAUGGAUAUGUAAGUGAUGUAGCUUUAUUGUUCAGUAAGUGACUCCCAAAAAGUUUUUUUUUAUUCUGUGAUAUAAAAACUUAAUUCAAUGAAUAAAUUGUGUUUUAUCAGUGGG
Anthonomus grandis grandis is the source of this 1227-nucleotide messenger RNA. It is a transcript of the gene sau, whose product is annotated as Golgi phosphoprotein 3 homolog sauron. Gene Ontology annotation, cellular component: cytosol; trans-Golgi network; Golgi cisterna. The transcript has a single exon. Gene Ontology annotation, biological process: retrograde vesicle-mediated transport, Golgi to endoplasmic reticulum; Golgi vesicle budding; Golgi to plasma membrane protein transport. Lineage: Eukaryota; Metazoa; Arthropoda; Insecta; Coleoptera; Curculionidae. Gene Ontology annotation, molecular function: phosphatidylinositol-4-phosphate binding. The record is from RefSeq and is a predicted model, not a curated record. Bases 92 to 949 code for a protein of 285 amino acids.